Talaromyces rugulosus is the source of this 1389-nucleotide messenger RNA. RefSeq lists its product as uncharacterized. The record is from RefSeq and is a predicted model, not a curated record. Gene Ontology annotation, biological process: transmembrane transport. Gene Ontology annotation, cellular component: membrane. Gene Ontology annotation, molecular function: transmembrane transporter activity. NCBI's taxonomy places the organism in Eukaryota, Fungi, Ascomycota, Eurotiomycetes, Eurotiales, Trichocomaceae. The transcript has 6 exons. Bases 1 to 1389 code for a protein of 462 amino acids.
AUGAAGGCCCUAUUAAUCCGUUUCGGUGAUGCCAUCCACUGGUAUCCAAAAGGCAUAACCCAUGAAGAGAAGGUUCUUAUAUUCAAAAUAGACUCCCUUGUGCUUGUUUAUGCCUGUCUCUCUUUCUUCGCCAAAUAUCUAGAUAUUACUGCUCUCAUCGAAACUGGAUAUUGUAUCUUCCAGAUUCCCAGCAACAUUCUUAUCACGAAAUACCCAUCUCAAUAUUAUCUUCCCGCCAUCGAAAUAUUCUGGGGCAUCUUCACACUCGGCACUGCCUUUGUGAAAACCUACAAUCAGCUCAUUGUCAUGAGAUUUUUUGUCGGUCUCAGUGCCACGUCUUGUUACGUAGGGCUGGUGCACAUUGUUAACUCAUGGUACCGCAAAGGAGAAUUGGGUAGAAGAAAUGCUCUUUUUUGGAUUGCAAACCCAAUCGGCCAGAUGAUUAGUGGUUAUUUGCAGGCUGCGGCAUAUACGAAUUUGAGUGGUGUUGGGGGACUUGCGGGUUGGAGUGGUUUUGCUUUCUUCCCUGAUAUCCCGGAGCGCACGAAAUCCAAAUUCCUGACAGAAGAUGAAAAGAAACUAGCCGUCAGACGACUAGAAGAAGAAGGCUUCAAACCAUCAACUGGUAUUAAUCGCAGUCUCAUCAAGCGGAUAUUCAAAUCAUGGGAAUUCGGUGCUUUCGUGCUCUGUUUAGUUCUCCUCUGUAACGCCAUCUACGGACUUGGAACCCCAUUUAUCUUAUGGCUAAAGUCGCAACCAGAAAAAUACUCCAUCCCGCUUGUCAAUGAUAUCGGCACUAUUACAAACGCUGUUGCUGCCUUCUCUGCAAUCGCCAACUGCUACUAUUCAGACUUGCGCGGAAAUCGGUGGGAGCCAAUUAUAUUUUCUGCCUCACUGGCCGCAUUUGCGAACUUACUUCUUGUCAUCUGGGACAUUCCAAACGGGUUGAAAUUUUUUGCGUUCAUUGCUAUUGGUUGGGCUGAGGGCGUGCUCCCCGUGCUUAUCACUUGGACUGCAGAGGCUCUGUCGCAUGAUCUCGAAGUUCGUGCCAUCUCACUGGCUACUUAUAACACAAUAGGCGAGAUCACCAGCUUGGUUGUCCCCUUGGUAGCUUGGCCUGUUUCCAAGGGUCCACGUUUCCUCGGCGGAUAUAUUUGGGCCUUUAUCAUCAGCAUAUUGUACUUAACCAACGUCAUCGCAAUAAUAGCGAUCGAGAGACGGCACAGAGGAAAGAAGCAUUCUCUGGAUGAAAUCCCAAGUAUUAAUAAUAGCGGCACUCAAAAUGGUCGUCACGAAACCAAUAUCAUUUCAAGCAAUAGCGACACGAAGCACGUCGCCAAAUCCACAGCAACUGUUACAUCUCAACCGGACAAUCAAAAUCUUGAAUAA